AAAUGUUUUUAAUAAAAAAUAUUUUUAUAUAAACAUCAUUUGGUAUAAAAUUUGUCGAGUUUGUUUCAAUUAAAUGUGAAGUUUCGAAAUUAAAUGCCAGUAUUCGUACCUGAUAAAAUUUCUAGCGCUCCCGUCAAUAAAAUUUUCGUGAACAAAACUUUAUCAGUGUGGAUUUACAAUGGAAUUGGAUUUACCAAAUGUAUCUAUUACGAGAUACUCACGAGGCUACGUCGAAGAAGAGUAUGGCAGCAAAGAAGAUAGCGAAGAUUCGGUAUCUGACAAAGACAUAAUCGUAGUCCAACCAGACAUUAUAUUGGACGAUUAUGAUGAUAAAUCGGACCCGGAUGAUCUUGAUUCUUUGGAUCAAGAUGAUGAUUCAACGAAUGUUUCGUUACGAUCAGAUGAAUUCUCUGAUGAGGAACCUUUUGAAAUGGAUGCAAGUCUCGCAGAAUUGUGUACAACAGAGCAUGCAGUCGAUGGUGAAGCACCCGAAAUAUCUUUAGGACCCACACUACCCAUAGAACCCUUAGUAAUGAUACAAACGCCAAAAUUACCUUUACCACCAACGACCACAAUAACUCCGACCAUAGCCCCUGAUCGACCCUAUAAAUGUGAAUUAUGUACCAAAGCAUUUCGUUUUAAUAGCGAUUUAAAGAAACAUUUUCGUACACACACCGGUGAAAGGCCUUAUCAAUGUACAUUUUGCCAAAAGACAUUUAGUCGAUCAAGUCACUUGAAUGCUCACAAGCGUGUACACACCGAUGAAAGACCCUUUGAAUGCGAUUUAUGUGAUAAAAAAUUUAAAGAUAAAUCAAUAUUAGGCCGACAUAAACGUUUACAUAACGAGAAAAAAUUCGAAUGCAACAGAUGUAAUAAAUCUUUCUUGAAAAAUUCCGAAUUACGAAUACAUGAACGAAGUCAUUUUCCGACUCCAAUAUUAAAAUGUGAUGUUUGCAAUAAAGAAUUUAAAUUUGCUUUACAUUUAGAAGUACAUAAAAAAACACAUGAAAUAAUUCCAACAAAAUUAGUUGAAAAUCUACCACCAUCGCUAGAAAUCAAACCAACACCGGUUGCAAUACAAACAAAAAUUGCUAUAAAAGAGGAACCAAUCGAUAUAAAGUAUCCAAUCAAUUUAAAAGUGGAACCAACGAUUAAAAAUGAAGAACCCAUGUUCGUUAUGGAGAAUUAUUCUUGUGAAAUAUGUAAAAAAACGUUUAUAAACGAGACCGGCUUAACAAAACAUCGUCGUACUCACACAGCCGAACGACCAUUUAUUUGCAAGGUAUGUGGUAAAGCUUUCAGUUGUUUCAGCCAACUUGAAAUACACAAUCGUGUUCAUACUGGUGAACUACCAUAUCGUUGUGAUAUUUGUCACAAACUUUUCAAUCAACGUAGUAAUUUACAAACACAUAAAAAACGACAUCUUGGUACAGCAAAUGUUUAUCAAUGUUCAAUAUGUACUCGGAGCUUUUCAACACUGAAAUUAAUGAAAAAUCAUUUACGUGAGCAUGCUGAUUUAUGGAAAGGAGCUACCCCACCGAAUCUUACACCCAUUACAUCAUAAUUUACGUAAUAUUUUAUCUUUUUUUUUUUUAACUUCGA
Messenger RNA from Chrysoperla carnea, 1602 nucleotides. RefSeq names its product zinc finger protein 431-like. The record is from RefSeq and is a predicted model, not a curated record. Gene Ontology annotation, biological process: regulation of transcription by RNA polymerase II. The transcript is spliced from 2 exons. Bases 179 to 1564 code for a protein of 461 amino acids. NCBI's taxonomy places the organism in Eukaryota, Metazoa, Arthropoda, Insecta, Neuroptera, Chrysopidae. Gene Ontology annotation, molecular function: RNA polymerase II cis-regulatory region sequence-specific DNA binding; DNA-binding transcription factor activity.